AUGGAUGAUGCAACUCCCUUUCUACAACUGAAGAUCUAUGGCCACGAGCCUGGGCCUAAGACUGAGAUCGAUUUCUGGAUGCGUAGAAUGCAGAAAAUUACCGCGGUCACCGAGCAGUUGAAGUCCAAAAGUUGUCGAGCCGUUUUCGGUACGCUGCACGCCGUUACGCGUGUGGGUCAGGAUGUUGCUCCAAAGUCUCGGCAAGUGGUGUUCAACACUCUUCGGCGGUGGAAUCGGGUGGAAUUCUUGAUUACGGAAGCUUUCAACGAGGCUCAAGAUAAUGUAAAGUACCUGAACACUCUGGAGAAGUUUAUGGAACCACUUUACACUGGUACUCCUGACAUGAUCUCGGAUUCUCUACCAGCAUUGCUUAACGCUAUCAAGAUGGUACAUACCAUUGCCCGAUACUACAACACGACUGAGAGAUUGACCAAUCUGUUCACCAAGAUGACCAACCAGAUGAUCAUCAACUGCAAGGCCUAUUUAUUGGGCGAUGAGCAUCCGGACAAGCUGUGGGAGACGAAGCCUGUAGUAUUGGUAAAGAAGCUGCGGGCUUGUCUUAAUCUCAACGAGGUAUACCAAGAACAGUAUCAUUUCAAUAGGAAGAAGCUCCUAGCGCUACCGAAAGGAAAGCAGUUUGACUUCUCAGAGACUCAGAUUUUCGGGAGGUUUGACCUGUUCUGCCGCCGCGUGCUCAAGCUAGUGGAUAUGUUCUCGACCGUCCAUCAAUUCGAGUCACUGGCCGCGUGUCGGUUUGACGGUAUGGAACAACUCGUGGUCAGCUCCCGCACCAUCAUGGAGGAGUUCCGGAACAAACGACAUGACCUUCUAGAUUUCCACAACAACCGGUUCGAUCGCGAUUAUGUCGAAUUCAACGUCCGGAUUGCCGACCUAGAGAGCGCACUACAGCAGUUCAUCAAUCAGAGCUUCGAGAGCAUCACUUCUAUCGAGUCCAGUCUAAACUUGCUGAAGAGCUACCAAUCGAUUUUGCAGCGUGAGAGCCUCAAGGCCGAUCUCGAGAGCAAGUACACUGUCAUCUUUCACAAUUACGGUGUAGAACUGACACAGAUUCAAGAUUCUUAUGAGAAACUGAAAGCGUCACCGCCGUUAGUGAGAAAUUUGCCUCCGGUCGCGGGUAACAUUACAUGGAGUCGUCAUCUGCUCCGGCGAAUCGAAGGGCCGAUGAAACGCUUUCAGAAGAAUCCGACUAUUCUCCAAAGCAAGGAUGCUCGCAAAAUCAUCAGAAUGUACAACAAGAUGGCGAAGACUUUGGUCGAGUUCGAGACGUUGUGGUAUGAGGCAUGGCUCAACUCAAUCGAGGUUGCCAAGAGCGGGCUCCAUGCUACACUGAUUGUCCGACAUCCUGAUGACGGCAAAUUCUAUGUCAACUUCGACUGGGAGAUUCUUCAGUUGAUACGGGAGACCAAGUGCCUUGAACGCAUCGGAGUAGAGGUUCCUGGGCCAGCACGACUUGUGCUAUUACAAGAACAGAAGUUCAAGCAACACUACAAUGAACUGUCGUACAUUCUGAAAGAGUAUCGUCGAGUGGUACAGGCUAUAAAGCCGGUCGUGACGAACCUCCUCAAACCGCAUUUGGACAAUAUGGAGUACCAGCUUAGGCCUGGAAUGAUUGCUCUCACUUGGACGUCUCUGAAUAUAGAGUCAUAUGUGGAGAAUUUAUGGUCGGAACUCAACGCUUUGGAGGAGCUUGUCAGAACGGUGAACGAUUUGAUGGAUAAUCGUAUUGAUGCUAAUCUCAAGGAUGUGUCUUGCAUGAUACUAUUAGAGUUGCCAGAAGAAGGAGAGGUUGUGAGUCUUGAUGACUUCGUUGAACUCCAGGAACGGCAUGUCCGGGACAUGACCAGCACCAUCAAGGAGUGGAAGGACUAUCUCUGGACGGAAGUGCCGCAGCAUAUCGAAGACAUGAGGUCUCAGAUUGAAGUAUUCAGCAACCGUUGCAAGAAGAUGCCGAAACAGCUGCGAGAGUGGCCGGCGUACCAUGAGCUGAAGAAGGAGAUCGAGGACUUCUCGGAGGCUCUGCCGCUGUUGGUCGAGCUGGCCAAACCGUCUAUUAUGCCGAGGCAUUGGCAGCAAGUACAGGAGCUCACUGGCAAGGAGCUGCCGGUCGAUUCUGAGAUGUUCAUGUUGCAAAGCUUGAUCGACGCCAAUCUGCAGGAGCACAUCGAUGAGGUUACGGACAUCUGUGACUCAGCAGACAAGCAACUGAUCAUCGAGAAGCGUCUAGCGGACAUCACUAAGCAAUGGAGUGAAGAGGCGUUCCUGUUUGGCUCGUGGAAGUCUCGGGAUUACGACUGUGUCCUGUCCGGUGGACGAGUAGCCGAGAUCCAGGAGAUGCUGGAGGAAGCCCUGAUGCAGCUGAAUACUAUGAACGCUAUGCGCCACUCUCUGCCGUUCAAGGAGCCUCUUCAGAAUAUGAUCACAAGCUUGAGUGAGGCCGGCGACAUUAUAGAGCGGUGGGUGAAGGUGCAGAUGCUGUGGACUAGUCUGGAGUCGGUCUUCACUGGUGGUGAUAUCGCCAAGCAAAUGCCGAUGGAAGCGAAGAAGUUCAAUCAGAUCGAUAAGGACUGGAUCAAGAUCAUGUCUAAGUCGGCUGAGACACGCUUGGUCGUGCCAUGCUGUCAGAAUGACCUCCUCAAGCAGCUGCUACCAGUGUUGGGCCAAGGCUUGGAGAGCUGCCAGAAGAGUCUAGAGAGCUACCUCGAAGGCAAACGGAACAAAUUCCCCAGAUUCUACUUCGUGUCCGACCCGGUGUUGUUGAAGAUUCUCUCGCAAGGAUCGGAGCCGGAGAGCAUUCAGGAUGACUUCGAGAAGCUCUUUGAUGCCAUCUCUCGGGUACAAUUUGACAAGAUUGACCGGAAGAAGAUCACCAAGAUAAAGGCCAUUGUGGGGACAGCCGAGGAGUUGGUGGACCUGAGCACGCCGGUGAAUGCUGUGGGGAACAUCGAGGACUGGCUGCUGGCCCUGGAGGCUGAGAUGCAGAAGUCGAUCAGGCGAGAGUGCCGAAACUGUUCCCAUGACACUGGUGUUGUUAUGAACGGCAUGUCUCUCAAGGAGUUUGCCGAUCGGUACAUUGGGCAGGUGUCCCUGUUGGGCAUCCAAAUUGUCUGGACGGUCGACUUCCAGGAGGCCCUGAUGAAAGCGACGAGGGAAAAGGACCGGCAGAUCUUGCCAGCUACCAACAAGAAGUUCCAACAGAUGCUCGCGGAUCUAGUAUCGUAUUGUCUCUCUGACUUGGGCUCGAAAAUGAACCGCACGAAGUACGAGACUUUGGUCACGAUCCACGUGCAUCAAAGAGACCUGUUCCAGGAGGUCAUGAAGAAGACAAGGGAACAUAAGGUGAAGGAUGAGAAUGACUUCGAGUGGAUGAAACAGACCCGAUUCUAUUGGAGGACCGAGACGGACCACGCCAUUGUGUCCAUAGCGGACUGCGAUUUCACCUACUCCUACGAACAGCUUGUGGACAUGGGUGGCUUCUAUUUCCUCGACAAGGAUAAGCGUGGCGACUUCAAGACGAUCGAGAAGCUCAGCUACAUUGGCGCUAUGGGCCAUCCAGGAGGUGGUAGGAAUGACAUACCUAAUCGAACCAAGAGCAAGUUCUUCGCCUUCAACAUGGUCUUGCCGAGUGUAGUCAGUGUUGACAACAUUUACGGCAGUAUCCUGAGGGCUCGAUUCAAUAGCAAAUCUGGAGCUCCAGAUAAGGUUGUGGCGAUGACCGAGAAGCUUACAGUGGCCACCAUCGAUGUUUGGGACAAGAUCAAACGUUCCCUCUUGCCCACACCGCAAAGAUUCCACUAUGUCUUCAACAUGCGUGAGCUCUCGCGUGUCUUCCAAGGAGUCAUGGAUACUCCUCUGGAGGUCAUCACUGAUGAGAGCGUGCUGGUCUGCCUGUGGAAACACGAGUGCACUCGAGUCUUCGCUGACAAGCUGGCGAGGACUGUGGAUAAAGAGUUCGUGGAUAAGGUCAUCAAUGACUUCACCCUUCAACACUUCGGAGAGAAGCUUGCUACUGAGCAUGCAGUUACCACUUGGUGGGCUGACUUUUUGAGGGAGGCUCCGGAAAGCGAGGAUGAGGAAUUGGAUGCCCCCAAGAUUUACGAGCCGAUCGGUGCCAACUUUGAUAGAGUGCGAUCGAAGGCUUAUGAAUAUCUUAAGAAGUUCAACGACGCCUACCCUGCGAAGUCCAUGAAUCUUGUCCUAUUCGACGACGCUAUGUGCCACAUGAUGAGAAUAGUGCGUACCAUUCAGCAGAAGCGCGGAAGUGCCAUGCUUGUCGGUGUCGGAGGCAGUGGCAAACAGUCACUUACUAGACUCAGUAGUUUCACGUGUAAUCAAAAGUGCUUCCAGAUUGCUCUCACAAAGAACUACAAUGACAACGCUCUAUUUGACGAUCUUCGUGGGCUCUAUCAGGACGCUGGACAGAAGGGGACUCCCGUGACGUUCCUGUUUACUGAUGCAGAGAUCAAGAACGAGGGAUUCUUGGAGUAUAUGAACAGCAUUCUAGCGACGGGCGAGAUCGCAGGCCUCUUCCAGAAGGAUGAGAGGGACAGUAUGUGUGCUGAUGUCCGCAACGACUUCGUCAAGGAGCGACCGGGUGCUGAUGAAAACAUGAUCAACCUGUACGGCUACUUCCUGGACCGGCUUCGAGACAACCUCCAUGUCGUUCUCUGCUUCUCGCCGGUCAACGCGAAGUUCCCCAUCAGAGCACAGAAGUUCCCAGCGGUCUUCUCGGCUGUUAACAUCAAUUGGUUCCUGCCAUGGCCGGAGGAGGCACUCGUGGCCGUCAGCUCCACAUUCCUAAGAAGUUAUGAAGUGGACACCCCGCCGGACAGGAAGGAGGCGCUGUAUCAGCUCCUUGGCAGCUACCAGAAUCUCGUGGGACAAGUCUGCGACCUUUAUUUCCAGAGCAUGCGGCGACAUGUCUAUGUCACACCAAAGAGUUAUCUGUGUUUGAUCGAUUUCUAUAAGCAGCUGUAUAAGGUGAAGUACGACGAAGUGAACAUUUUGGAGAAAAGCGUCAAUACUGGUCUGAAGAAACUCAAUGAGGCUGCGGAAGAUGUGGAGACGAUGAAGGUCGCCUUGAGGGAGGAAGAGAAGAAUCUCAAGGUUGCCGAAGAACAGACCAAUAAGCUUCUGGUGAAGGUUCAGAGUGAGACAGUGAAGGCUGAGGCAAAGGCAGCAGAAGUGGGCGCAAAGAAGGAUGACUGCCUCCAGUCGAAGGCCAUCAUCGAAAGUGAACAGGAGGCCGCGAAUAAGGACUUGCAAGCGGCCUUGCCUUUCCUCCACGAAGCCGAGUCGGCUGCUCGAUCGAUCUCUUCCAAGGACAUCACAGAGUUGAAGACGUUGAAGACGCCCAGCGAUAUCAUCCGUUUGGUCUUCGAUGGUCUCCUUAUCUUGCAGCAGAAGCGUGUUGUUGACGUGAGAGCUGAGGAAAAGGUGGUGAAUAAGGUCAAGAUAGACUUCAUCCACGACUCCUAUGAUGAGAUCGCGAAGUCGGUCCUUUCGGACAUCCGCUUCUUACCGGACUUGCUUGACUUCUCUGCCAACGAGAAGGAUAACAUCAACGAUGAAACAUGCGAGUUGUUGCAGCCGUACUUGCAGUUGGAGAACUUCAACCCUGCUGUGGCAAAGAAGGCCUCUGGGGCUGCGGAGGGUCUAUGCAAGUGGGUGGGCGCGAUGGUCAUGUACCAUGAGGCUGCGAAAAUCGUUAAGCCAAAGAUGGACUAUUUGAAGGUGCAAACGGCAAAGUUGGAAGCAGCGAUGACAGAGCUGGGCGAAGCCGAAGCCGAGCUUGCUGCAGCGCAGGCAGUGUUGGAUGGCCUCAAUGCCCAAUUCCAGGAAGCCAUGGAUGGGAAGAAUGCUCUCGAGGAGAAGGCUAAUGUUACGAAGAACAAAAUGGACCAGGCUAAUAAACUGAUCAACGGACUCGGCGGGGAGAAGAAGCGUUGGACUGAGGAUGCCAACAACUUCGCAGAUCGGCGUAAACGGCUGGUCGGAGAUGUGGCCUUGUCCUGUGCCUUUGUGACCUUCUGUGGACCAUUCAACUCGGAGUAUCGAGACAAGCUCAACACAGAGUACUUCCUAGCUGAUACACAUCAGAGGAAGGUGCCGGCAUCCGAAAAGAUGGACCUUGUGGGGUUCCUCGUUGACCAAGGAACAGUCGGAGAAUGGGCUUUGGAAGGUCUGCCCAGCGAUGACCUUUCCGUCCAGAACGGCAUCAUGGUCACUCGAUCUAGCCGAUAUCCUCUCAUGGUUGAUCCACAAGGACAAGCCCUAAGGUGGAUCAAGAGUAGGGAAAGUGAUCGAGUCGCCAAGGCACCAGGACAGUGUGUAUCGACUCUGUCGAAUCCGAGACUGAAGGACCAACUGGAGUUCACAAUGGGUGAAGGACUGUGUCUGAUCCUCGAGAAUGUUGAAGAGGAAAUCGAUCCCAUUCUCGAUCCUGUCCUGGAGAAGGCUAUCGUGAAAAAGGGCAAGAAUCUAUACAUAAACGUCUCGGACCAGAACAUGGACUACAACCCAGCCUUCGUCCUCUAUAUGACUUCACGUCUACCAAACCCGCACUUCUCGCCAGAGCUGUCUGCCAAGUGUACGGUCAUUGACUUCACGGUCACACUGAAAGGCUUGGAACAGCAGCUCCUUGGAAGGGUACUUGGCAUGGAACAGAAGAGCCUUGAAGAUAGUCUUGCGGCUCUUAUGGAAGAAGUGACAAAUAAUACGAAGUCGUUACAGUUGUUGGACAAGCAACUGUUGGAGCGUCUAUCGAAUUCGAGUGGCAAUCUAUUGGACGAUAUUGAGCUCAUCGAAGUGCUUGCCAAUACGAACGCCAAGCCAAGAGUUGAGCAGAAGCUUAUGGAUGCCGAGGAAAAGAAGUGGCUAAGCGGUGCAGUGACGAUAACGUCGUAUGUGCUGUGA
Messenger RNA from Perkinsus marinus ATCC 50983, 6933 nucleotides. RefSeq names its product axonemal dynein gamma heavy chain, putative. Gene Ontology annotation, cellular component: dynein complex. Gene Ontology annotation, molecular function: dynein light intermediate chain binding; dynein intermediate chain binding; minus-end-directed microtubule motor activity. Gene Ontology annotation, biological process: microtubule-based movement. The transcript has 20 exons. Lineage: Eukaryota; Perkinsozoa; Perkinsida; Perkinsidae. The record is from RefSeq and is a predicted model, not a curated record. Bases 1 to 6933 code for a protein of 2310 amino acids.